CCAAUCUAAGUAUCCCAUCAGUAUAAAAUUUGUUUUUCAAUAUGACGGCUGACUACAAUUCAAUAGUGCAGUCGAAUAAUUGCACCGUAAAUACGCUAGUUGUGUAACAACAAUAUUUAUAAGAAAUAGAAAUUGAAUGUUCUGAAUUUUGUGGAAAUAUUUUGGUUUUAAUAAUUUCGUGAACGCUUCGAGUUUUCAUUUAGCACGUCUGGAAAUGAAUUUAGAUUAUUGUCACUUUAUUGCUGGCUGUUUUGGAGGUGGAUUUGGGGUAUUCAUUGGACACCCUUUGAACACUAUCAAAACAUGGCAACAAGCAACAAAUUCCAAAAUCGGUACAUCCAUUUAUGAAAUCAUUGUUAGAAAUAAUGGGCUCAACGGAUUCUACAGAGGGAUGACAUUUCCAUUGCUUACUACUGGCGCUAUUAACACAUUAUUCUUUGGCAUUUACGGCAAUGAAUUACGGAAUCUACAAAGCAAUUGCCCCACAUACAAAGAAAAGCAGGAAAAAUGGGGUAGACAUGUAUUAUAUGCAGGUUCAAUAGCCGGCUUAGUUCAGUCAUUCAUAGCCUGUCCCACGGAACUCAUAACCAUUCGUUUGCAGACUAGAAACUAUUAUUUGGAUUACAGACGAGGCCAACGACGCGGACCGAUCGCUUGUAUAAAACAAAUUUUCCGGAGUGACGGACUAGCUGGCUUUUACCGAGGUCUAUCGCCAACACUUUGCAGAGACGUUAUACCAUACGGUAUAUACAUGCUGGUCUACGAAAAAGUGCUCAAUGUUCUGGGUGGUAUGCCCACCAUUCAGCGACAACGUGAACUGAAUGAAAUGACUGUCACCUCAAACAGAUAUGAACUGAUUGUGACUGCAUUGUCGGGUACAAUUGCGGGAGUUGUAUCGUGGAUUUUGGCAAUACCGUUUGAUGUCUUGAAAACGAUAAUGCAGGCCGAUGCAGCGACUAAAUACGAUAGUAUGGCCCAUUGCAUCAAAGUGAAUAUAGAGCGACAUAGUUGGACGUUCUUGUUCCGUGGCAGUUGGAUGAUUAUAUUUCGAGCUGUACCGGUCAAUUGUGCUACGUUCCUUGGAUAUGAAUAUGUUCUGGGCAAAUGCAGACUUUUUCACAGUCUCGAUCGUUGAUGGAAGUGGAUAUGGUUGACGCACAAGAAAUAUGUUUGCCAAGACUUAGACACUAGUAUACUUUACAACAACAAAAAAAGGAAGAGCUUAGAACAGAGGGUGGCCUAAUUUUAUUGCCUUAUCUACACAUUUAAAUUUGAAUAAAAAA
Messenger RNA from Bradysia coprophila, 1283 nucleotides. Its product is annotated as mitochondrial basic amino acids transporter. Lineage: Eukaryota; Metazoa; Arthropoda; Insecta; Diptera; Sciaridae. Gene Ontology annotation, cellular component: mitochondrion. Gene Ontology annotation, molecular function: high-affinity L-arginine transmembrane transporter activity. Gene Ontology annotation, biological process: mitochondrial L-ornithine transmembrane transport. The record is from RefSeq and is a predicted model, not a curated record.